This is a messenger RNA of Dentiscutata heterogama, 548 nucleotides long. Lineage: Eukaryota; Fungi; Glomeromycota; Glomeromycetes; Diversisporales; Gigasporaceae. The record is from the annotation of a GenBank genome assembly.
UGUCCGUAUUAGAGUUUUGUUUUUCUUCAAUUAUUACUGAAAUAACGAUGUAUGACCGACCGAUGUAUAUACCUGAAGAAAAUUGGUGUUCUUGGUGCGACAUGGAUAAUAAGAAAUGUAAAUGUUCUUUUGAAAAUACUCGUAUUUGGUUCGAAGUAUCUGAUUAUUGUAAAAGUUGUUAUAUGUUUAAAUCUUAUUGUUAUUGUGGUGCUAUUGUUGGAUGGAGGUGGGAAGAUGUCGAGAAUGAAUGUUACAAAUGGUGUAAAUACUGCGACGAAGUUGGUGAAGACAAUAAACGAUAUAAGAAUCGAGCUAAUCAUAAUUCGCGAGACUGUAAGUAUAAACCAUCAGAAAAGUUAAGUACUACGGAUGGGUCGAAAUUAACUGAAGAAUGGAAAAUGGAAAAAAUCGAAUGUUCAAUUUGUUCAACAAAAAAGUGGAUUAAACGUUAUUCUAAGGGACAACGGUGUCCAAAGUCUAAAAAACAGAUUUGGAAUGAUUGUUGGUUGGAUAUUGAUGAAUUAGGAAGGAAUAUUUUUACUUUAUAA